This is a messenger RNA of Selaginella moellendorffii, 1194 nucleotides long. RefSeq lists its product as uncharacterized. Bases 162 to 1082 code for a protein of 306 amino acids. The transcript has 7 exons. The record is from RefSeq and is a predicted model, not a curated record. NCBI's taxonomy places the organism in Eukaryota, Viridiplantae, Streptophyta, Lycopodiopsida, Selaginellales, Selaginellaceae. Gene Ontology annotation, biological process: pectin metabolic process. Gene Ontology annotation, molecular function: S-adenosylmethionine-dependent methyltransferase activity.
AGUCUGUUUGAUUGGCUUGCCAGCUGGUAUGAGAUCCAACGGUGCUCUACGGACAAAGGUUUAGCUAUUUGGACCUCCACACAGUCGAGAGCAAGGGCGCUGGCUAGGCGCUGUGAGGGCGGCGGGGUUUUGGAUUGGAGAUCGCGAUCGAUCUGCCUAGGAUGAACAAUGCGAUGUCUCGGCGUCCGAGAAGGUCCUCGGACGAUUCGGGAGGCAAUGGAUUGUCCAGCUCCGCGCAGGCUCAGAGCAAAUCGGACUCCUCUUCGCUAGUCUCCGCCUGCGUUCUAUUCGUCGUUAUGGUGUUGUUUUUCGUCUACCUCUUCGGGCCCUCAACCUUCCAGCACCACUCAAAGACUUCGCCAUCCUCGGCUGUAGCAACAGCAAGGAAGCUCAAUCCAUCCUUACUUCUGCGCUCGCUUCCAGUGGAAACUCAUACGCAUGACACUGAAGAGGAGGAUCAGCACGAACAGCUAAAGUCCAUUGCUGACAAUAACUCGGAGGAAGCGUCUGCUGGAGUGCUGGACGCUCUACCGUUGCUGCAAGAGGUGUAUGGAAAACACAUGAAAGCAGUUCUUCACAUCGGACCGCAGACGUGUAACGUCGUCGCCAGGCUGCUUCAAGACGAAGGCGGACAGGCAUGGGGUGUGGAACCAUCGGAGAUGACAAAUCCAAGCUCGGUUUGCAAGAGCCUCGUCAAGAAGGGAUUAGUCCGUAUUGCGGACGUUCACCGGGGACUCCCAUACAGAUCAAAGUCAUUCUCCCUGGUCCUGGCAAGCAACACACUCGAGCACUUGACAUCUCGCCAGCUGAACAGAACACUUCCGGAGCUAGCUCGACUAACCAGCCAUGCCAUCGUUGCUUUCAUCUCUAGUCAGCCAUCGCAAGUAUCAUCGGCCAGGCAGCUCCAAGCGGCACUAAAAUCCAUCAAGAGCCACAACCGGACGUGGUGGUCUCGCAAAUUCGAGACGGCCGGACUCGACGAAGACGAGGAGAUGAGCAAAGGAUUUGCCAGCCUCCAGUUGCAAAGAUCGUAUAGAAGUUCCGACUAUAUUUUCCAUCUCCUUCCUCGGCAAUUCGAUUAGCCCAAGAGCUCGUCCACUACUACUACUGCUAUAAAACGAUAUUAACAUGCCACAGUGCGUGGCAAGUUUUUGGUAAGUAUAAUGAAUAGAAUGUAUAACGUUUUAAGUUUGA